CGGGCGUUUCUACAACAGGCAUGAUCGUCUAUGUAGAGGUCUAGCCGUAAGGUCCUAUGUAUGUAAUCAUAGCCAAUGGGAUCGGCCACUGCUUAGCAUCACACGAAUUCAUCCUGGCAAACCCAACCGACUGCCUGUCCUGUCCCGUGAAACGUGGGAAGGGGAAAGCAACGCCAUGCCAGCCGCUUCUGCAACGCGAGGACACCAUAAUGUAGACCUGCAGCUCCAGGGGCAGUUUACUUUCCCCCGCAGAUAAGGAAAUGUAUUAAUUAUAAGUAUUAAGCUGCAUAGGUAGAAUUGUGAGUGCUUGGGAUGAGGAGGUCAGGAAGGAUCGCGAUUUACGCUUGUUCUGGCAACAUAAAGUAUUACUAUCGCGCUCGCGUCCACAACUCAAACCCUUCGAUUCCGGUCGCAGUCGAUAUCCGUGUAUCUAGCACGCGACAUCUGUAACUAUGGAAGAAUCCGCCGCGGAAAUUCUCGUUCUAUGGAUCCUUACCGGGCUUGCUGUAGCGAUGAUGCUGCUUCGACUUGGUUUGAAGCAGUACAGAAGUCAACGCUCUUCACUUGGUGACUACAUCACCAUUGCAGCCAUUGUCUCAAUUUUACUACGAGGGGCCGUCAUUAAUGUAGCUUUACUCUGGGGAACAAACAAUAUCAGCAAGGCGGUCAGGAAGACGAUGGCAUUCACUCCUGAAGUCAUCUAUCGGCGCGAGAUUGGAUCGCGGCUGACGAUCGUAAAUCGGGUAUUCUAUACUGUCUACUCCUGGCUCCAGAAAGGCGUCGUCAUGUGCAUACUCCAGCGCCUACUCAAGGGCGUCGGACCCAAAUGGAUCACCAAGUUCUACUGGAUAACUCUAGCAGUGACGUUCGUCGCCGCUCUCAUCGUGACAUUCACCGAAUGUCACCCCUUUAAACGUUACUGGCAGGUAGUUCCAGAUCCAGGAACUUGUUCGAAGGGAAUCAUCCAACUUGAAGUCUUCUCAGCCCUAAGCAUGGUCACUGAUGCCAUGCUCAUUGCACUUCCUCUUCCACACCUCAUAAAGAUUCAACGACCUUUCAUGGAACGCCUCCGGCUCCUCGCGUUAUUCCUCGUCGGUCUUACAAUCCUCGGUGUGACUAUGGCACGUCUCCUGAUGAAUGUUGUUUUGUUUCAUCGUUCUGGCCAAUCACACAAUGUUGCAAAUAUCGAGAUAUUUUUCGCAGCAUUUGUUGCCAAUGCACCAACUAUAUAUGGACUAUUAAAUGUCGAAGGAAGGAGAGGGGCAGCCGGAGCACAAUACCUCCCUGACUCAUACUCGGGAUCGGGAUCGAAAUCUAUAGGAGGCAUUAGAAGCAAUGUCUCAAGGAAGGACCGUGGCUUGGACUCUGGUAACUACCAAAGUGGCCAUAAUCUCCAGAACCAUGUUUGGGCUGGAAAAAGUAGGUAUGCCCCUGAUAGUGAUGAAGAGAUGAUGAUCGAGUUAGAAAGUACUAAGGAACCAAAUAUCCGUGUUAAUACUACGAUAUCUGUUACAUAAUUGACAUAUUACCACUCUCAUAAUCGUCGGAACCGACCCUAUACAUAGGGCCUAGGUAAGCAAAGAGCGUUCGCAGAAGUAAAUGACGUUCGCUGCUAGCGCUCAUCGCCACUUUGUAUUAUAUCCCUAUCCAUAGCCUUAACAUAUCUAUAGCUUAUAAUUUGUAUACUACAACCAUGUAAUUAAAAUAGAAGACCC
Molecule: messenger RNA, 1715 nt
Organism: Pseudogymnoascus verrucosus
Lineage: Eukaryota; Fungi; Ascomycota; Leotiomycetes; Thelebolales; Thelebolaceae
Exons: 4
Coding region: 453-1517 (354 amino acids)
Source: RefSeq, a predicted model, not a curated record